Messenger RNA from Sesamum indicum (sesame), 1839 nucleotides. Its product is annotated as ammonium transporter 2 member 5-like. Lineage: Eukaryota; Viridiplantae; Streptophyta; Magnoliopsida; Lamiales; Pedaliaceae. Gene Ontology annotation, biological process: ammonium transmembrane transport. Gene Ontology annotation, molecular function: ammonium channel activity. The record is from RefSeq and is a predicted model, not a curated record. Gene Ontology annotation, cellular component: plasma membrane.
AAAUUAAGAUACCAUCAAAGAGACAGCUUAUUCUUCGUGGGAAUCAAUUCAACAAACCUCAACUUAUAUAAUCCCAUCAUGCAAAUUUCCCAUCACAAUACCUGUUUGUUUUUCUCUUGCUCUUCUGCAACCCAUCAAAAUGUCUUCCCCGCCGCCGCCGCCACUGUUUGCUCUGCCGCCGAACAUGGUCCCCGACGAGGCCAACCCGCCGUGGAUGAGCAAGGCGGACAACGCCUGGCAACUCACCGCCGCCACACUCGUCGGCCUGCAGAGUGUGCCGGGGCUGAUAAUACUGUACGGCGGUGCCGUGAAGAAGAAAUGGGCGGUUAACUCCGCUUUCAUGGCUUUAUACGCCUUUGCUUGUGUUUUGGUGUGCUGGGUUAGUUGGGGCUACAGACUGUCCUUCGGGGAAAAGUUGAUUCCUAUAUGGGGAAAAAUCGAUGUCGCGCUUUCUCAGCAUUAUCUUUUGGAACCCGCUUUUCUUGGGAAGUUUCCAAAUGCGACUAUGGUGUUUUUCCAGUUCGUCUUCGCAGCCAUUACCUUGAUACUGAUCGCCGGCGCGGUUUUGGGACGGAUGAACUUUUACGCCUGGAUGCUGUUUGUUCCCCUGUGGCUGACUUUCUCCUACACCAUUGGAGCGUACACCAUUUGGUCUACCGGUGGCUGGCUUUCAACGGCUGGAAUGAUAGACUACUCUGGUGGAUAUGUGAUUCACUUGUCAUCUGGUGUUGCCGGCUUCACUGCUGCAUAUUGGGUGGGUCCUCGUUUGACCAAGGACAGGGAAAGGUUUCCUCCUAACAAUAUACUACUAAUGUUGGCUGGGGCGGGGCUGCUGUGGAUGGGGUGGACAGGGUUCAAUGGAGGAGACCCUUAUGCUGCUAGCAUAGAUGCAUCUUUGGCUGUUAUAAACACUCAUGUUUGUGCUGCUACUAGUCUGUUAACUUGGCUCAUACUCGACAUCCUAUUUUUUGGGAAGGCGUCCGUUAUUGGGGCCGUUCAGGGCAUGAUCACCGGCCUAGUCUGCAUCACACCGGCAGCAGGAGUUGUGCAUGGGUGGGCAGCUAUCAUAAUGGGCAUCUGCUCAGGCUCAAUCCCCUGGUUCACAAUGAUGGUUGUGCAUAAAAAGUCUGAGCUCCUCCAAAGCGUGGACGACACGAUGGCCGUGUUCCACACCCAUGCAGUAGCCGGCAGCCUUGGGGGUAUACUCACUGGCCUCUUUGCCAACCCCAAGCUGUGCAAUUUGUUCUAUGGGAAGUACGGCUCGUAUGUCGGCCUAUUCUACGGCUUCCAAAUGGGGGAAUUCCACACUGGUUUCAGGCAAAUAGGACUCCAGCUCAUCGGCAUCCUCUUUGUUAUUUUGGUCAACAUUGUAAUGACAAGUUUGGUAUGUCUCGUUGUGAAACUCAUCGUGCCUCUGAGGAUGACGGAGGAGGACAUGGAGGUCGGAGACGAGGCAGCACAUGGGGAGGAAGCUUACGCGAUCUGGGGCCAAGGCGACAGGAGCGAGAACUCGCGUUUUUCAGCUUAUAAUGAUGUGGAGGUCGGGCCGUCGGAGGGUAAGAGUCAGGUUGAGCUGACAUGAUAAGGUACAUAGAUAGCUCAUCUCCAGGCAGGGAUACAUCUAUGUUGAAUUUGUCGAACCCAUGAUGUUGUUGGAGUUAACAUUGGGAGCAUAUUUCUUGGGUUUUUAACUUACAAAUUUCAUUGUCUGAGAAUUCAAUGCCUAGAAAAGUAAGUGCAAAUUGAGGAAACAUUCCACAAAUGCACAUUUGAAUUUGGUGAUGUGAACUUGUGCUCAAGACUGCAACUAAGUCAAUAAAAAGCCGCAUCGUUUUCGUA